AUGCAUGUAUGGGUAGCACUUGCAAUUUUAAUUACGUUCGCUAAAGCAGAACAAGUCGAUCCACUUACAGAUAAAGAUCAUUUUAAGGCAGGCGAACACGACAGCAAAUUUGACCAUGAAGCUUUUCUUGGUAAAGACACAGCAGCUGAAUAUGACGAGUUAAGUCCUGAAAUAAGUAAAGAACGCCUUGCGAAAUUAAUUCCAAAAAUGGAUGUCAAUGGUGAUGGCUUCGUUGAGGAAUCAGAAUUGAAAGAUCAUAUAAAUUUCAUGCAACAGCGGUAUGUAAAUAAUGAUGUCGACCGAACUUGGAAAAAUUAUAAUGCUGAGAAGAUAAAAGAUGGAAAGAUUUCAUGGGACGAUUAUGUAGAAAUGGUUUAUGGAACUGUUGGUAAAGGCCAAGAGCUCAGUCCUGAAUACCAAAAAAUGAUGUCACGUGAUGAAAGGAGAUGGAAGAAAGCUGACUAUGAUUCCAAUGAGUUAUUGGACCGAACUGAGUAUGGUUGUUUCAUGCAUCCCGAAGAAUGUGAUCAUAUGCGUGACGUUGUUGUUCAGGAAACGCUGGAAGAUAUCGACAAGGACAAGAAUGGUUACGUGGAACUAGAUGAAUAUAUUGGCAAGUUUAUGAAUGCUUAUACUUGUGAUAUGUACAGACCAGAAGAUUAUCCAGAAUUAAGUGGCAAAGAACCCGAGUGGGUAGCGAGUGAACGACAAAUGUUCAAGGAACACAGAGACAAAAAUGGUGAUGGUAAGCUGGAUCAGGAGGAAAUGAAAGAAUGGAUAAUGCCCGUAGGCUUUGAUCAUGCUGACGCAGAAGCAAAACAUUUGAUUGGUAUAGCAGAUGAAGACAGAGAUGGGAAGCUGUCUGUAAAAGAAAUUUUGGACCACUAUGAUACAUUUGUUGGAUCACAAGCCACUGAUUAUGGUGAACAGCUACAUAAACAUGAUCCUUCUGAACUUUGA
This is a messenger RNA of Thelazia callipaeda (thelaziosis nematode), 960 nucleotides long. The record is from the annotation of a GenBank genome assembly. Lineage: Eukaryota; Metazoa; Nematoda; Chromadorea; Rhabditida; Thelaziidae.